UCGGCCUCGACCCCGCUCGUCUAACCAGUGCGGUCCGCUUGGGCACGGUGGGCGCGGACGCGGGCAGGCAGAUGCAGGGCGCUGUGGCCGAGCCCGCCCUCGCCCCGGUUACGCGGCAGGUCAGCGGCAGCGCCGCCCCAGCCGCAGUCCCGAGCGGCCCCGAGCGCGGGCAGCCCCUGGCCGCAGCGGUAGCCGAGCUGCCCGUGCUGGACGCCUCCGGGAGGCAGGUGCCGUUCGGCGCGCUGUUUCGGGAGCGUCGGGCCGUCGUAGUCUUCGUGCGGCAUUUCCUGUGUUACAUUUGCAAGGAAUACGUAGAAGAUCUGGCCAAAAUCCCCAAGAGUUUUUUACAAGAAGCAGAUGUCACCCUAAUAGUGAUUGGACAGUCAUCCUACCAUCAUAUCGAGCCUUUCUGCAAACUGACUGGGUAUUCUCAUGAAAUCUAUGUUGAUCCUGAGAGAGAAAUUUAUAAAAAAUUGGGAAUGAAAAGAGGUGAAGAAAUUGCCGCCUCAGGAAAGAGCCCCCAUAUAAAAUCAAAUAUACUCUCAGGAAGCAUUCGGAGCCUGUGGAGGGCAGUGACUGGCCCUCUUUUUGAUUUUCAAGGAGACCCUGCUCAGCAAGGCGGAACCCUCAUCUUAGGUCCAGGUAACAACAUCCAUUUUAUACACCGUGAUAAAAAUAGGUUGGAUCACAAACCCAUCAACUCUGUUUUACAGCUUGUAGGAGUUCAGCACGUGGACUUUACAAGCAGACCUUCAGUUAUCCAUGUGUAAUGGCAUAGACUGUUGUCACUUUCAAAUGGACCCUUGGGAUAGGACCUGAAAUGUUCAGAGUCGGGUAUCCUUGUGCAGUGUCUAACUUGUUGGCGUGUCCCAGCCUUUGACGAGUUAUGAAAACAUGAAGAGACCAUGUACCAGUCAUUGCAUGCUGGGAGGCAUUAGUUGUCAAAAAUAUGAUCUAUAUUUAUAAUUCUAUAGCUUUUAAAAUUUUAUGUGAAAUACAAUUUUAUUUAUAUAAAACUUUAAAAGCUAUAAAAUUAGAA
Messenger RNA from Leptonychotes weddellii (Weddell seal), 1039 nucleotides. RefSeq names its product peroxiredoxin like 2C (gene PRXL2C). Lineage: Eukaryota; Metazoa; Chordata; Mammalia; Carnivora; Phocidae. The record is from RefSeq and is a predicted model, not a curated record.